AAGCCCAAAGCCACAUCAACUAAUCUGCGAUCGAAAACUCACCUCGACCAGAGAUCUCGACGCGAGCGCUUCCCCAAGUCGACCGAAACCCUAGAGUAGAGACAGAGCGGCGGCCAUGGCGAUUAUCUCCGAGGACAUCAUGCAGGAGGACGAUGUUUCGACGCAGCCGCAGCACGCCGUGAAGGAGAACAGCACGGAAGUGGAGAAGAAGGAGAAGGACGAGAGCAAGGGGAGACAGCCAAACUCGGGCAACGGCCUCGACCUGGAGAAGUACUCGUGGGCGCAGCAGCUACCAGAGGUGAACAUCUCCGUCCCCCUCCCUGAAGGAACGAAGGCGAGGUUCGUCGUCUGCGAGAUCAAGAAGGACCACCUCAAGGUCGGACUCAAGGGCCAGCCUCCCAUCAUCGAUGGUGAGCUGCACAAACCAGUUAAGGUCGAGGACUGCUUCUGGAGCAUCGAGGACGGAAGCUUGCUGUCCAUACUGCUGACGAAGCGUAAUCAGAGCGACUGGUGGAAAUCGCUGAUCAAAGGCGAUCCGGAGAUCGACACCCAGCGCGCCGAGCCGGAGAGCAGCAAGCUCUCGGAUCUGGACCCGGAGACCAGGGACGAAGCUCCCUUGUAGGCAUUGGGGUCAAUUGACCCCAAUGAAAUGAGGAAAACCUUCAUUAAUUUAGUACUAAACACUAUGUAUUUAUUGAGGAUGACCCCAUUGCCAUAGACAUGACCCCAGCAAACUUUUUCCUAGCUUCGUCCCUGCCGGAGACGAGGCGGACCGUGGAGAAGAUGAUGUUCGACCAGCGCCAGAAGCAGAUGGGCCUGCCCACCAGCGAGGAGAUGCAGAACCAGGACAUGCUCAAGAAACUCAAGUCCCAGUACCCGGACAUGGACUUCUCCGGGAUGAAGAUGCCUUCUUAGAUUGUCUCUUAGCUGGAGCCUAGAGGAUUUAAGGUGAUAAUGCCGAAGAUUUUAGAUGGAGAAAUCGCUUCUACCUUAAUUAGUACUUUCUAUUUGGGUGUCUUAGGACUUUAUGUCUGUUUACGCGUGUACGUAUCUUUUGCACUUUGCUAUUUGGAUGACUUGGUUUA
This is a messenger RNA of Triticum aestivum (bread wheat), 1085 nucleotides long. RefSeq names its product protein BOBBER 1. Lineage: Eukaryota; Viridiplantae; Streptophyta; Magnoliopsida; Poales; Poaceae. The record is from RefSeq and is a predicted model, not a curated record. Bases 116 to 622 code for a protein of 168 amino acids. Gene Ontology annotation, cellular component: cytoplasm. Gene Ontology annotation, biological process: protein folding. The transcript has 2 exons.